GUUUCCAAAUAAGCAUUUUCUUAUUGCCCUUAUUUUCUAAAACUGCUUUCUGGUUGAUGCUAUAGGCGCUUGCAUGAGUGAGGCGUGAGGAAACAACCAAUUUUUAAUUUGAAGCUCACAGAUUCAUUGAUUUGUUUCUCAACUGCAGUAGAAGAGUUUCUAGAGACAAUGUAUUCUGUUCAGAAGUGGAAAUGCUCAUGGUCUCUUGUAGCUACAAUUGCUUCUAUUAUAGUGCUAGUUUCAGUUGUUCAUCUAUUCCUGUUUCCUGUCACCCCUUCUUUUGAUUACUUCAGUGCUCGGCAAGUCCAGUACAAGUGUGUUCCAGUUAAUACAUCAGUUGACCAGGCUGCUGAUCAUUUUUGGGUAAAUAAGCCACAGGGUCUUGAUUUGGAUCACAGAUUUCCUUCUGACUUGCAUAAUGGAGUUGUUUAUCGUAAUGCUCCUUGGAAGGCAGCGAUCGGCCAUUGGCUUUCUGGUUGUGAUGCUAUUGCUACGGAAGCCCGCAUUGUUGAGACAAUAGGUGGUAGACGCUGCAAAAAUGACUGCAGUGGUCAAGGUGUUUGCAAUCAUGAGUUUGGGGAAUGUAGAUGCUUCCAUGGAUUUAAUGGAGAAGAUUGCUCUGGAAGGCUAAAUUUGAGUUGCAAUUACCCUAAUACACCAGAGCUACCGUAUGGGAGAUGGGUUGUUUCAAUAUGUUCUGCUCAUUGUGACACUACCCGAGCUAUGUGCUUUUGUGGAGAAGGCACAAAAUAUCCAAACCGUCCUGUGGCAGAGACAUGUGGGUUUCAAGUAAACUCACCUACUGAACCCGAAGGUGUCAAAGUGACUGAUUGGGCAAAAGCUGACCUGGAUAAUAUUUUUACAACAAACGGGAGCAAACCAGGAUGGUGUAAUGUAGACCCAGAUGCUGCAUAUGAUUCCAAAGUGCUCUUUAAAGAGGAAUGUGAUUGCAAAUAUGAUGGACUUUGGGGACGUUUUUGUGAAGUGCCCGUUGAAAGUGUUUGUAUCAACCAAUGCUCUGGACAUGGCCAUUGUCGUGGUGGAUUUUGCCAGUGCAACAAUGGAUGGUAUGGGACAGACUGCAGCAUUCCUUCAGUUGUAUCUGCAAUUGGAGAGUGGCCUAAGUGGCUCAAACCUGCUCAUGUUGAUAUUACUAGUAAUGAAGGCACAGGCAGACUUGCCAAUCUCAAUGCUGCAGUUGAAAAGAAAAGGCCACUUAUCUAUGUAUAUGAUUUACCUCCUGACUUCAACAGCUUGCUUCUUGAGGGACGGCAUUUUAAGUUUGAGUGUGUGAACAGAAUCUAUGAUGAAAGGAAUGCAACAUUGUGGACAGAUCAGUUAUAUGGCUCCCAGAUGGCAAUCUAUGAGAGUAUUUUAGCCAGUCCACACCGAACAUUAAAUGGUGAAGAAGCAGAUUUUUUCUUCGUUCCUGUUCUGGAUGCUUGCAUUAUAACACGUGCUGAUGAUGCACCCCAUUUGAGCCUGGAGAACCAUACUGGCUUGAGGAGUUCCCUCACUCUGGAAUUUUAUAAGAAAGCACAUGAGCAAAUUAUUGAGAAAUAUCCUUACUGGAAUCGUUCAGCAGGAAAAGAUCAUAUUUGGUCAUUUUCAUGGGAUGAAGGUGCUUGCUAUGCCCCCAAGGAGAUAUGGAAUAGCAUGAUGUUGGUUCACUGGGGUAAUACGAAUUCUAAGCACAACCACUCAACGACAGCCUACUGGGCUGACAACUGGGACAAGAUUCCAUCUGAUAGAAGAGGCAACCAUUCUUGUUUCGAUCCUGCAAAAGAUCUUGUGCUUCCUGCUUGGAAACGCCCUGAUGUUACUUCUUUAAGUGCAAAAUUAUGGUCUAGGCCUCGUGAGAACCGGAAGACGCUCUUUUUCUUCAAUGGAAAUCUAGGACCAGCUUACACAAGUGGGAGACCAGAAGCUACGUAUAGCAUGGGGAUCAGACAGAGACUGGCCGAUGAAUUUGGUUCAACCCCUAACAAGGAGGGAAAACUAGGGAAACAGUAUGCAGAAGAUGUAAUUGUGACUCCUCUUCGUUCUGAAAACUAUCAUGAGGAUAUAGCCAAUUCUACUUUCUGUGGUGUGUUGCCUGGAGAUGGUUGGAGUGGUCGUAUGGAAGAUAGUAUUUUGCAAGGAUGCAUUCCUGUGGUUAUUCAGGAUGGGAUCUUCCUACCUUACGAGAAUAUGCUCAACUAUGAAAGCUUUGCUGUUAGAAUACGCGAGGAUGAAAUUCCAAAUUUGAUAAAGAUUCUUCGGAAAAUCAAUGAAACAGAAAUAGAAUUCAAGUUGAAAAAUGUACAGAAAAUAUGGCAGAGGUUCCUCUACCGCGAUUCUAUUUUGCUAGAAGCUGAGAGGCAAAAAACUGGUUUUGGCCUAGAGGAGGAUUGGGCAGUUCAAUUCUUGCAACAAUCUGAAGAUGAUGUCUUUACAACUUUUUUACAGAUUUUGCACUACAAGUUACAUAAUGACCCUUGGAGGCUCCAACUUGCAGACCUUAAAAAGGAGUACGGAUUGCCACAAGAAUGUCUGAUAAGGAAGACCAAGUGAAGAGCAGCUUUAUACUGAAGUAAUAUACCAAAGAACUGGCCAAAAACAAAUGUAUAUGAAUCAACAUUCUUGGCAUAUACCAAAGAUUUGAGUUUCAGGGAAGUGUGCAGAACUGGGCCACCGGAUACACCGCGAUAUUCCCCUAGUGAUGCAAGAUUCAGUGACCCGAAAGAUGCGGCAUCAAGAUUCAGGUUUUCGUUACAAUCUUUUCUUUUUUGCUUUCUUUUUCAUGUAUGGACUGCUACAGUUUUUGUGUGACAAAAGAACAGAAAUUGUUUGGGGAAGUGAGGAUGGGAACAUACACGUUUGGUUUAGCAGAAGAGUGGAUGUGGAAGUU
Messenger RNA from Hibiscus syriacus, 2890 nucleotides. RefSeq lists its product as uncharacterized. The transcript is spliced from 14 exons. Lineage: Eukaryota; Viridiplantae; Streptophyta; Magnoliopsida; Malvales; Malvaceae. The record is from RefSeq and is a predicted model, not a curated record. The coding region runs from base 169 to 2553 and encodes 794 amino acids. Gene Ontology annotation, molecular function: glycosyltransferase activity.